Molecule: messenger RNA, 1131 nt
Organism: Ilex paraguariensis (yerba mate)
Lineage: Eukaryota; Viridiplantae; Streptophyta; Magnoliopsida; Aquifoliales; Aquifoliaceae
Source: the annotation of a GenBank genome assembly
AUGUCAAGGCAAGCUCACCUUCCACCUCGCUGCCCAUUUCAAAAGAAAACUGUGCCGCGACCGACUCAUGACCCUAUCUCCCCAACCCCAUAUGAGUUGUAUCCUCGACACCAAAAAUCUAUUUCACAAAGCUCCAUCUUAGAGGAUCAGCCAGCAUGGCUCAAUGAUUUGUUGAGUGAUUCUGACUCAAAUUCCAAAGGUAUAUUACACCGUCGAUCCGCUAGUGAUCCUGUGACUCUUUUGGAUGGCAUUGUUCCAUCAGCAUGUCUUUACAUGCAUAAUGAUGAUCAAAGUUUGGAGACUAGUGAAGAUGGUGGCGGGUUUGAGUCAGCUUGUAUCUAUGGUCCUAAUUCCCCUCGAAGCAAGGGCGAAUUGAACAAUCCGGAACAUGCCAUUGUUUCAGCACUAUCAGAAUAUGUAUCUCAAAACCCUCUGCCGUAUUUGGAUGGGGAUCUCUGCAUUUCUGGAAAUGUGCAAUUAGAAUCUGUACGAGAUGGUUGUGGUUCCCCUGGGAAGGUCAAUGCUGAGACAAAGCCAGUGAAACAGAUCACAUUUGCAAAAUGUGGCAUCAAGAAGCUCUUAUUUCAUGCUGUAAUGCAGUCUUGUGUUACCGAGGAAACUCAUGAUAUGUCAAUUAUCUUAUUAGCUCAUGUAAGUAAGGACUGUGCAAGGCAUUCUGGGCAGCGGUCAAGAGUCCGCAAACUCCAAUACAUAGCUGAACUUGAGAGAACUGUUCAUGUGUUUCAGACUUUAGAGUCAGAUUUGGCUGUCGGAGUUGCUUCUCUUCUUCAGCAGCGGGUUGUGUUGUCAAUGGAGAACAACAAACUAAAGCAGCAGCUGGCUAGACUGCAGCAGGAAAAAUUGAUGGUAGAUGACUUGGGUUACUGGUUGCUGUUUUGUUUGGUUGCUGGAAGGAUUAUGGUGGAGGUGCUGAGCAGACUUGUUGGUCGGCUAGUGAUUGGAGGUCAAUACCAAUCUCUUAGAAAAGAAGUUGAGAGGCUGAAAAUCUGUUUGAAACAUUCCCCAAAGGGCAAGGCCAGCACCUAUUUCAGGUCAAGCUCUGCUAUUCAGGCAGCUAAUUCAGAGGCUACUUGGCAAAUGUUAGACUUGGGAAAACUUGACAUUAACUGA